Messenger RNA from Chiloscyllium plagiosum (whitespotted bambooshark), 2350 nucleotides. RefSeq names its product forkhead box G1a (gene foxg1a). The record is from RefSeq and is a predicted model, not a curated record. Gene Ontology annotation, molecular function: sequence-specific double-stranded DNA binding; DNA-binding transcription factor activity. Gene Ontology annotation, cellular component: nucleus. NCBI's taxonomy places the organism in Eukaryota, Metazoa, Chordata, Chondrichthyes, Orectolobiformes, Hemiscylliidae. Gene Ontology annotation, biological process: regulation of transcription by RNA polymerase II.
GCAGCCAGGGGCCGGGCUCCAUGGGCGCGGAGCUGCCUGGCUCCGAGCGACCUCUUCUUAAGAACAUGAAGUAGUGGCUCUUUUUUUUUUACUACACGGAGUUGCCAACGUUUGUGCGAUUUGCGGUCCAACUGUGCUGCGGCGAUCACCAUUUAUUUUCACUAUUAUUAUUUUUUUCUCGGGAUUUUUUUUUUGGGAAAAAAAAUCCCCCCCCCCCCCCCCGUGUGUGUGUGUGUGAUGUUGGACAUGGGAGAUAAGAAAGAAGUGAAGAUGAUCCCCAAGUCGUCGUUCAGCAUAAACAGCCUGGUGCCCGAAGCGGUGCAGAAUGACAGCCGCCAGCGCGCUGGCCCUGAGCACGAUGACAAGCCGGGCUUGCCAGCUCUCGACACCAAGCCCGAGAUCGCCGGCGGCAAAAGCGAGAGCAGCUCGGCGGAGCCACCCGGCUCGGACGACAAGGACAAGCCCGAGGAGAAGAAGGCCGACGGCAAGGAGUCAGACGCCGGCAAGGAGGGCGAGAAGAAGAACGGCAAAUACGAGAAGCCCCCGUUCAGCUACAACGCCCUGAUCAUGAUGGCCAUCCGCCAGAGCCCCGAGAAGCGGCUCACCCUCAACGGCAUCUACGAGUUCAUCAUGAAGAACUUCCCGUACUACCGGGAGAACAAGCAGGGCUGGCAGAACUCCAUCCGGCACAACCUCAGCCUGAACAAGUGCUUCGUCAAGGUGCCCAGGCACUACGACGACCCCGGGAAGGGCAAUUACUGGAUGCUGGACCCGUCGAGCGACGACGUCUUCAUAGGCGGCACCACGGGCAAACUGCGCCGGAGAUCCACCACCUCGCGGGCCAAGUUAGCUUUCAAGCGGGGAGCGCGCCUCACCUCCACCGGCCUGACUUUCAUGGACAGGGCAGGUUCCUUAUAUUGGCCGGUCUCGCCAUUCCUGUCCCUCCAUCACCCCCGAGCCAGCAGUACCUUGAGUUAUAAUGGAACCACCUCACCUUAUCCCAGCCACCCGAUGUCCUACAGCUCGGUGUUAACUCAGAACUCUCUGGCAAACAACCACUCUUUUCCAACAUCAAAUGGCUUAAGUGUAGAUAGACUUGUGAACGGAGAAAUUCCUUAUGCCACCCACCACCUCACGGCUGCAGCCGCCUUGGCUGCCUCGGUGCCGUGCGGUUUAUCUGUUCCAUGCUCGGGCACGUAUUCGUUAAAUCCUUGCUCGGUAAACCUUCUGGCAGGACAGACAAGUUACUUUUUCCCCCAUGUUCCUCACCCUUCAAUGACUUCUCAAAGCAGCACUUCAAUGACGGCUAGGACAGCGUCCUCUACGUCUCCACAGGCGCCUUCUACUCUCCCCUGUGAGUCUCUAAGACCUUCUUUGCCAAGUUUCUCCACAGGACUUUCUGGAGGACUUUCUGACUACUUCACACAUCAAAACCAGGGGCCCUCUUCAAACCCUCUAAUACACUAACAAAUCCCUUCGAAAAGACUGUAAGUUGACAUUUUACACACAUUUGCGUUGUAAAUAAUUCUCAAAAGAAGCCCAGGUAUUUUUAUUCAAGUCCCCAUUUUUGUCUGCAUUUUGUCAAAUCCCGUAGGAUUGUUUGUUUAUUCAGUUUCAGCAAUGUGCAAUUUGAGGCGGUUUAGAUAGGAAACCAUGAGUUAAAUUAAUGUAGACUGUGUAUUUAAAAUGACUACAUUCCAACUAAGUUUAAAUUAGGCAGGUCUGAAACAACUGUUCCACCAGAAUUUCAUAUUUACAGUAUUAGAAGUUAUCUUUUUCUGGUGGCUGCUGAUCUCAAUAUUGGCGGAAACAUUUUACACUCGAAAUAAUCAAAAUUGAACACUUGAUUUGUACUGUAUUUGGUAACCUUACUUAAAACAUGCCUAACCUUCGGUCAUUUUUUUUCCCAUUUGGUUACAAAAUGGUUCAUGUUUACGUUGAGACCAAAGACGGGGCUAGAAAUGCACUCCUUGUUUAAACGAACAAGUACUUUGAAAAUAAUUCCUAUUUUCCAGUUUACAACACUGCCUGCAAAAGAAUCAGAAGGGGACAAAAUUGAUGAUUGCCUUUAGUUUGUGUUGUGCAUAAUUCGAUGUAUGUGGUCACUAACAGGUCCCUUUUCAUUUCUUUCUGUAACUGUAGUGAAAUGUGUAAACCUAUUGUACUUAAAGGAUAAAUCUUGCGGACGUGUAACUUGUGUUGCUUAAAUGCCUCAUAAAUUCCUUGAGUGAUUGUUAAUGUCGUCUCUAAAUUUCAUGAUUGUGAUAUUGUGAUCAUAUGCCCGUGUUGUCACUUAAAAUGUUUACUAUACAGAAGGCACCGAAAUAAAAAAAAUAGGUUACAUUCAGAA